UGCGAGAUCAGCGAGAUUAAGGCGACAGCGCCGCGGUUAGGUGUUGUCUGUGUCGACUUUGCUCGUCAUUAGCUGAACAUAGCAGCGCAAAUUGGGCAGGCAGACACUCGCUAUUAGUUGAGCCUUACAAGUGCGUGAAUGCGGAGCGGUUUGAGGAAGAAAUUUCGGCAGUAAAAAAAAUUUUAAAACACCAUUGCAUUAUUUAAAGACAAACUUUUUUAUAUAUAUUUUUUUUUUUGCGAGGAGGUCAAUGCACGGUUAUAGAAAUUUGUCGGUGUCAUAGCUCAUCGUUGUGGAUAACAAAUUCGCGUUUGUACGUGUGCGUGCUUCUGAGUACCCUUGCCGCGACCCUCGUACGAUGUUAAAAUUGAGCAUAAUUUGCACAUUGUUCGCGUCCAUUAUUUGGCGCACCACGCCAACCAAUUGUAGCCGCCCCAGCACCACCGGCGGCAAUGUGAAUCAAAUUUUGGCAACGAAUAUACAAAACUACAUGGACACAACGGCGCGUCCGUGCGAAAAUUUCUAUCAGUAUGCUUGUGGCCAUUGGCCACAACAGCACAUCGAGCAAUUGGAUUUCGGCGAUACGCUUGGAUUGUUAGAUUAUGAGCUCAACCGCAAGUUGGAACAUUUGUUGCGGCGCCAAGCGAAUGCCAGUAUGAGUUCCAGCAGUAGUACGACAACGGCAACUUCACCAACCCCAGCCUCCGUUGACAGCUUAAUUGAUGUAGUCUCGAAUUUUGUCUCUGCGGCUGCUGUGUUGGAAGGCCCUUACGCAAUGGUAGGUGACCUCGUUGUUGAGCCCCAACCCGUGUCGACGAGCACCACCGCGGCAACGGUCACAUCGACGGCGUCGACAUACCUGGCGGAGGACACGGUUGGUGAACCGUUGAUUUACGAAAAAGCACGCACCUACUAUCGCUCUUGCAAGAAGGUCAAGCCAUAUAAUCUGAAGAAAUAUUUGCAGCUCAUACAACCUGGUUAUGGCGCACACUGGUGCAUUUUAGCACGCAACGGUGGCAAGAAGUGGCAUGCUGAGCAGUUUGACUGGCUGAUGGCGAUUGCCAAGUUACGUUUAUACGGAUUGAAUGGUGUGUUGUUAAAAGAGGAAGUGCUGCCGCGUUGGGAUGAGUCAAGCAGUAACAGCAUUUAUUUGGACAAGCCGAAUUUGGCCGAGACGGAACCUACUGAGGAGGGCAUAAUGAUUGAGCUCUUACUGGAUAUUGGCCAAACGAAGCGCGCAGCCAACGAAGUGGCGCGUGAGGUCCAUACGUUCUCGUUGCGUCUGCACAAAUUACACGAGAUUGAGGAUGAAGAGGGUGCCAAGGAAAUGCAGCUGGGGUAUUUGCAGGAAUAUAUGCAGGAAAUUAAUUGGCUGGAGUUGCUCAAACAACUUAAGGGCUCCUCCACGGACCUCGCCACCACGGUGAUCAUACAAAACAUACCGUAUAUGCGCGCAAUGGUGCGUCUGCUCAACGACACACCGAAAGAUAUACAGUGUAAUUACAUUAUGUUGAAAUUCCUGCUCUAUUUAAAACAGCGCGGCCCGGCAGAGAUCUCAAAACAUGAAUGCAUAUCGAGUUUACGGCGUGCGAUGCCGCUGGCUAUGAGUUAUAUUAUUGGGCGACAAUACUACAAGGAUGCUGCGCAUACGGACGAGGAUGUGCAAGAGAUCUUCGCACAUUUGCAACAGAAGUUCUACGAGGUGAUAAGUGAUAAUCGCUUGCAGUUGCAACGACCCAUUGUUAACUCACUACUGCAAAAGAUUACCAGUAUGCGACUGCAAAUCGGUAAUUCGCCACGCAAAGCCUCGCCGGAGUACUAUGAUGAGUAUUACGGACGCGUUGAACUUGAUCCAAACAACUUCUAUGUAAAUCAACUUAGUUUGCUUCGUUUAGCUGUAGAGAAGAGUCACGAAAGUUUAGAGUCAGUGAUUGCCAGCAACUUUAGCGCACCAGAAAAUGAUUCAUAUGUGUUGCUUGAUUGGCUGGGCAGCUCCUCCUCGCCACUCUAUGUGAAACCAAAGAAUUUGAUUAUUGUACCCUACAGUUUCUUGCAAAUGCCCACUUAUCAUCGUAACUUGCGUAACAUAUUUAAGUACUCUGUGCUCGGCUUCAGUAUAGCACAUGAGCUUCUUCACGGCUUCGACUCGGCGGGCAUCGAUUACGACAGUAUCGGCAAUAUAAUGGGUCCGAGCGAGGAAAUUGCCGCGAAUCAUCGGUUUAUGCAGGGUCUCCGUUGUAUGCAGAAUGAACUGGCCACCGGUUCGCGUACUCUUAACGAAAAGUUGGCGGACUACGAAGGCUUCCGUCUGGCCUACGAGACCUACUUCAACGGUAAUGUUUCAAACCACAAAUUCAGCGGUCUGGUACCCAAGCUGCUGCCAGAAUAUACGGAGAAACAAUUGUUUUUCAUUAAUUUUGCGCAAUUCUUCUGCAGCAAAGUGCAGCGGAGUCUGAGACAAACGGCAUAUUUGGAACAUGCGAUCGAUGAGUUGCGCGUUCUGCAAACGCUGGCGAAUUUCGAGGAAUUCUCACGUGAAUUCAAUUGUGAGCGACGAGCGAAAAUGCAAUCGAAACAUCGUUGUAAGCUAUGGUGAUUAGUUGGAUAAGGAAAUAGGCAGAGUAGAGAAAUAUGAGUAAAAGAAAACUGAUACAAUUUGAGAGAGAUAGUACACACAUACAUACGUGUAUGUAUAGAAAUACAAA
Ceratitis capitata (Mediterranean fruit fly) is the source of this 2705-nucleotide messenger RNA. RefSeq names its product neprilysin-4. Lineage: Eukaryota; Metazoa; Arthropoda; Insecta; Diptera; Tephritidae. The transcript has a single exon. Gene Ontology annotation, molecular function: metalloendopeptidase activity. Bases 359 to 2596 code for a protein of 745 amino acids. The record is from RefSeq and is a predicted model, not a curated record. Gene Ontology annotation, cellular component: plasma membrane. Gene Ontology annotation, biological process: protein processing.